UUUGAACAGGCACUCCUUUCAAAACAUGCACAGCAGACGCACGUAUUUUAACGGUGACUGAGAAAUCUGCAGAAACCUAAUGAACUUUAAAUGUAAACCUGAAAGGGUGGAGGCCGGUACGUGUCGUGUUCUUCAUGGUAGUUUCAUUUACUAAGAUUUGUAUGUAUGGCUAUGGUAUAAUUACAAAGGAGAUUUCGUCACCGAGGCGUUAUGAUUAGGACAAGACACCCAAGCCCUAAUUAAACCAUUGAGGUUUCACCUCCCCCCCCCCAACAAGGGACUUUCUUCUUUUGCAUCACCUUUUGUUCCUUGAUAUUUAAAUAUUCCCCUUUGGAACUCCAUUCCCUCUUCUUCAAUUUCAACAGUGAAAGAGCUCACAUACACUAGAUCUCUUAGAUCUUACCUUCAACAGUCAAUUCCUUCAUACCCUACUGCCUAUCACCGAGAGAAAUUGACCACUCCUUUACAUUGAACACAAUGAUUUCUCUUCUGGCACUUCUUCCUUUUCUUCAAUUCACUGUGUGUAUUCCUGUUCAGGAUGCCACACAAUACUCUCUUUGCAGUAAUGCAAAGGUCAUUGCGUCAGAUGCCAUGAACUACCGUUCAAGUGAUGGUACCUUUGAGUCAGCUUACUGGUGGCAGGCUGGUGAGGCCUACAACUCCCUUUUGAACUACCAGCACAUCUGUGGGGACACACAAUUCGAAGACGACAUAUACAACGGCAUGAUGGCCCAGGUCGGGUCUGAUUUCAACUUCCAACCAGAGGAACACGUUUGGGAGAUUGGUAAUGACGACAUUGGUACAUGGGCUUUGGCUGCUAUGCAAGCAGCAGAAUCUGGGUUCAAACAGCCAAACGAUUCCACCACUUGGGCAGACGUUGCCCGCAAUUCCUUCGAUCUCUUGUACAGCCGCUGGGACAGCUCUACUUGUGGAGGUGGUAUCAGAUGGCAGUUCGAUUCUUCGAAAAGUGGGUGGUCAUACAAGGCCACCAUUGCAAACGGUAACUUGUUCCAACUGGGUGCAAGAUUGGCCAGAUAUACCGGUGACAGCUCCUACAUUACAAAAGCGAAGACUGUUUAUAACUGGAUCGGCUCUGCAAAUUUGUUUUCCGAAUUGCAGUACGGAACAGAAGUCUACGAUGGCUUCAACGUUGAGGACUGUUCUGAUAUCACAAAGGUUCUUUGGACUUACAAUUAUGGUAUUCUUCUCAGCGGCUGUGCGUACAUGAACCAAGUUACUGGUGACUCAGAAUGGCAAGACCGUGUCUCAAACAUCAUUCUUGGUUCGCAGGCUCUGUACAACAACACCAUUCUGAACGAAAGGGCGUGUGAGGUUUAUAGUACGUGUAACCAGGACCAGAGAAUCUUUAAAGGUAUUUACUUGCGCUCCCUAGGUCAGGCAUCCAGACUGUUGAGCAGUCUGAGACAGACAAUCAUCGACCUGGUGAGUCCAAGCAUCAAUGGCGCCGUCCACGCUUGUACUGGAGGUGCCAGCGGCCACGAAUGUGGUAUGAAAUGGACCAUUAACGGAUUCGAUGGAUCUUACGGUAUGCAGGAGCAGAUCAGUGCACUUGAGGUUAUGCUCACAACCAUUGCACAUCUGAGUAGCGCUAUGGACACCGCAGACUAAACAACUGUGAACCCAUAAUCGGAAUACAACCUCGGCUCCGUACUCUUUGACGAACCACAGGAACACUCACUUU
Molecule: messenger RNA, 1702 nt
Organism: Williopsis jadinii
Lineage: Eukaryota; Fungi; Ascomycota; Saccharomycetes; Phaffomycetales; Wickerhamomycetaceae
Product: glycoside hydrolase family 76 protein
Exons: 1
Coding region: 478-1629 (383 amino acids)
Biological process (GO): carbohydrate catabolic process; fungal-type cell wall biogenesis
Molecular function (GO): mannan endo-1,6-alpha-mannosidase activity
Source: RefSeq, a predicted model, not a curated record